This is a messenger RNA of Hemicordylus capensis (graceful crag lizard), 3553 nucleotides long. RefSeq names its product CWC25 spliceosome associated protein homolog (gene CWC25). Lineage: Eukaryota; Metazoa; Chordata; Lepidosauria; Squamata; Cordylidae. The record is from RefSeq and is a predicted model, not a curated record. The transcript has 10 exons. Gene Ontology annotation, cellular component: U2-type spliceosomal complex. The coding region runs from base 140 to 1357 and encodes 405 amino acids. Gene Ontology annotation, biological process: mRNA splicing, via spliceosome.
GCCCAGGCAGGACUUAGGGGCGGGGACGGAGCUUUGCGUCAUCACUGCGCGCCCAGCCGAGAGCUUCGGCCGAAGGAGAGGAAAAGGAAGGGAAAGGCACUUGGAAGAAGAAGCCGCUGGGUGGACCUUUGGAGUCAACAUGGGGGGAGGCGACCUGAACCUGAAGAAGAGCUGGCAUCCACAAACCCUGCGCAAUGUGGAGAAGGUCUGGAAGGCAGAACAGAAACAUGAAGCUGAACGGAAAAAAAUUGAAGAGCUGCAGCGUGAGUUGCGUGAGGAGCGAGCACGAGAAGAAAUGCAACGCUACGCAGAGGAUGUGGGCGCUGUCAAGAAAAAAGAUGAGAAGCUGGACUGGAUGUACCAAGGGCCUGGGGGCAUGGUGAACAGAGAUGAAUACCUCAUGGGUCGCCCAGUUGACAAGUAUGUCUUUGAAUCGAUGGAAGACAAGGAAGGAGGCUGUUCUUCUGAGACUGGCCUCCUGCCAGGCUCUAUCUUUGCUCCCACAGGUGCCAACUCUGCCUUGGAUAUGGCUAGUAAAAUUCGAGAAGAUCCACUUUUCAUGAUAAGGAAGAGGGAGGAAGAGAAGAAACGUGAAGUUCUGAACAACCCUGUAAAAAUGAAGAAGAUCAAAGAACUGUUGCAAAGCAGUUUGGAAAAGAAGAAGAAGAAGAAGGAGAAGAAAAAGAAGCACAAAAAACACAGACAUCAUAGUCCUAGCAGCAGCGAAGAUGAACAAACUAAAGCCAGGUCACAGGAGAAAAUGAAUAAUUCUUCCUCAGAGCCUUUUCAUCCCAAAAUACCAGGAUAUGGUUUGCAGAUUCGAGAUGAUGCUGGCCAUGAAAGGACACUUUCCCACAAGGCCCAACAGAGUUCUAGGUCAGAGAACCGGUGCCUAUCGCCCCAGAGGCACUCUGGCAAGAGGAGCUCAUCUGAGGUGGAGUUGAACAAUCGUAGGAGGUCAAGGUCACCUCCUAGACAUAAACAGCACAACCACAAAGAACGGAAAGCAAAAACUGGAUGCAGGAGUCCUUCCCCCAAGAAAGAAGGCUACAGAAGAAAACAGACUUCGGGGUACUCUAGAAAACUUUCAGCAGAAGAGCUGGAGCGGAAACGGCAAGAAAUGAUGGAGAAUGCCAAGUGGCGGGAAGAGGAAAGGGCAAACAAUGUAAACAAACACAGAAAAGAAGAGGAACGAGAGCGAGCACUGGAGAAACUUGACAGUCGGGAUGGGAAGUUCAUACAUCACAUGAAGCUGGAGAGCGCCUCCACUUCCUCUCUUGAGGACAGAGUCAAGAGGAACAUUCACUCUAUCCAAAGGACAGCAGCAGCCCUGGAAAAAAAUUUCAUGCAGAGAUGAGAUGGUUUUGUCCUCCUUCACUGGCCCACAGAGGACUUGCAUAUUGGGGGGCAGUUUUUCCCUCAAGUUGAUGACGACAAAGGCAGCAGGAGCUUGAAUAUACAGACUGAUAUCAAUGAAACCACCUGAGCCCCAGCCAUCUUUCCCUUUCCUGUAUGAGGGGGCUUGCACCUAAACUUAAUGAGGGAGUUCCCUCAGCUCAAUUGUUAAAGUAUGCGGGCCAGUCUGUCUAUGAGUGUGAUGUGCUUCUCUAAAGCUGUUUGUCAGCAGCCUUGUCCUUUAUUUGAUGCUGAAUAAUUUCACAGCAGUGAAAUUUGAUGCUUCAUGAUUCUUGCAGCAGUGUAGAAAGGCUAGGGCUAGAAGAUAUAGGCAACGAGGCACUAGACAAUGGAGGAGCCACCUCCUAUAAACAUCCACACAGAGUAGGCAUGAAGGAUGUGGAGCAGGGUGUCAGAAGAGGAGUUUUUUUUUAUUCCUGAUGAAACACAUCUUUGUAAAAAGCAGGGCUUUGAAAAACACUUGUUUCAUUGGCUGAUACAAUUCUGUUCUUUUUCAGGUUUUUAAAGAUAUCAACCUAUUUGAAGUUUAGACUUGUCAAAACUGUAGCAAGGCCCUGAGAAGGAUGCUGGGCUUCUAGUUGAUCUUCAUGUGUGCUUCUCUGUUUUGUUAAGGUUUCCCACAACCCCCAGACUUCACUCUAGUAGCUUUGUGUCUUUUAAACAAGUCUCUGUUCCUCUCCUAGAGGAAGGUCUGUUUUAUUUGUCUUUGUCUCAGAGAAGCACACUUCUGCCCAUAAAACAGCUUCUGGACAAGCUUACUUUCCUGGAGAACAGGCAAAGCGCCACACCUGACUAAACUGAACUUUAGUACAUCAGUCUUUUGUAUAUUGCUCCAUGAUGAUAGCUAAAUGUUGGACUGUAUAAUUGGCUGGCUUUUAAAAAUAUUUUUUCCCCCUUUUAAGCCACUGCUUAACUUUUUUAAAAAAAUUGGGGUUUCUUAAACAGUUUAUAUUACAGGCCAGAGAUAACUCUGUGUAGCAGAUGGAAAAAGGCAUCGUAAAAUUUCCCAGUCCCCUUAGUGGCAGCUAGCUUUGGAAGCAGGCCGUUUUGGUGUCAGAAAGGAGAUUGAGUCUGUCUCUCAAAGCAGCCUGCCUUCAAGAACAUCCACCACUCCCACCUCCAAACUUUCUCAAACAGCUCUAGGAGAGCUAUAGUGAGGAAUCCCCACGCAUGGCAGAUGUCUGCCUCUGUAUGAUCCCCUGCAGACACCAUCCCACAAUUCUUCAUAAUGUGAGAGCAUUAACACAAGGAACUGAGGUGGUAGUUUAGCCUAGGGGGCAGUGUACCCUCUAACAGGAACUCCCAGAUGUUGACUACAGCUCCCAUAAUCUCCAAGCAAAACCCAUUGCAGCUGGGGAUUCUGGGAGUUGUAGUCAGAAUCUAGGAAUCUCUGUUAAAGGGACUGCUAGGGGCUAUCAGACCUGCCCUGCUCUGCUUCAUACCAUUGGGAAUUAUCAUGUCUUUGUAAGGAUAGUUCUUAAACUGAAGUUUUCCAGUAUUUUUCUUUUAAAUAUCAGAGGGUCGUUUUUAAUAUCUUGUUUGCCAUUGUUCAUUGUAAUAACAUUCCUUUUUUAUCAGGGAGAGAUGGCUGUUCUCAUCUAAAAUGUUAAACUAUGGGGUGGGGAAUGAUUACCAUGAUGGUAUUCUCUACAGAAAAGAAGGCCUAAUCUUUUCACAGUGUUUGGAUGUAUUUAAUUUAAGGCACAUCCACUUCUGUUCUGUCAGAGCUCUUAUAGGGGAAAGAGAGCAGGGGCUUGGUCAAACUUCUACCCAUCAAGCAAAAUUGAUAAAUUUAGAUUCCUUCUGCUACUUGGGCUUUCCCUACCCAAUUUGCUCCUUGGGCUAUGGCACCCUGCCUCCAUAGUUCUCUUCUUGUCUCUCAGUCCUGCAGGGCCUCUUCUCUCCUUAACUUCCUGCCUCUGAUUUCUUCAGAUGUUCAGCAGAGGAUCCCUCCUCUCCUUCCCUUCAACUACCUUUCCCAUCUUGCUUACUUAGUACACGAGACAGCGAUUCCUAGCCCUUUGCCCCGUAUACAGUUUUGCCUCCUCUGUGAAAUGGGAAAUAUGUUUCAACCUUGUGAAAUUUUACAAUAUGUGUAUUGCAUUCCAGUAAUACAACUUUGUGGUUAUCUUUGAAA